Messenger RNA from Coccinella septempunctata (seven-spotted ladybird), 2261 nucleotides. It is a transcript of the gene Hr96, whose product is annotated as nuclear hormone receptor HR96. Bases 189 to 1775 code for a protein of 528 amino acids. Lineage: Eukaryota; Metazoa; Arthropoda; Insecta; Coleoptera; Coccinellidae. The record is from RefSeq and is a predicted model, not a curated record. Gene Ontology annotation, biological process: negative regulation of transcription by RNA polymerase II; cell differentiation; positive regulation of transcription by RNA polymerase II. Gene Ontology annotation, molecular function: nuclear receptor activity; RNA polymerase II cis-regulatory region sequence-specific DNA binding; zinc ion binding. The transcript is spliced from 5 exons.
AAGGUCAUUUGGAUUUAAUAAACAUUGAUAAGUAUGAAAUAUAAAUGUCGCCAACCUCUCAUAUUCGAUUUAUUGAUUCAGGCAUUCAUAAUUAAUUUUCAUUCAAGUCCUCUGCGUAGGAAUAAGAAUGUGGCAUUACUCUAGCAAAUGAGAUAUAAUCCUUUACCUAAAUUGUGUCAAGCAUUGAAAUGAAAGUUAAAUUUGAAGGAAAGGUUUGUGGAGUGUGUGGCGAUAAAGCCUUAGGUUGCAACUUCAAUGCCAUAACAUGUGAGAGUUGCAAAGCCUUUUUCAGGAGAAAUGCAUUGAUACAGAAAGAUUUCAAAUGUCCAUUCAGUGAACAUUGUACAAUAACACCUGUUACCCGACGAUUUUGCCAAAAAUGUAGGCUGGACAAGUGCUUUGCUAUAGGAAUGUGUAAAAAUUUGAUAAUGUCUGCUGAAGACAAGGAGAUGAAACGGAAAAAAAUAUUGGAGAAUCGAACCCGAAAAAGGAUGGGCUUGGGGGCAUUCAAAAAAGGUUUCAAAAAGGUGAAAAAAGAUUUGAACGUGACAGACGAAAUAUCAAUUCAAACUAGUGAAGAACAAGAUGAUGACGAAGUAUCCUUACAAGCCCCAACUGUAUCACCUUCACAAAAUAAUCAUAAUGUUAGUAGUGUUGUAACUGAUGAAAUUCAGUUGAUAUCACCAAAUGAUACACAAAUAGUAUCCUCCAGUGAUGAGGUUUCAAUGAUAAGAAGUAUUUUGAAUAACACUCCUCAGAAGAAUCAGAAUUUCCAUCAGAUUGAAAGAAACUCUGAAUCUAAUAUUCAUCCAAAUAUCCAAACUGAAGAAAAUGUCAUAACUGAGACUAACAAUGAUAAUAGUAUUUAUAAUAUAAGAAAUAUCUCCUCUUCUAAUGAUGACUUAUCUGAUAUCACUAAAGAUGAGAUAGAUGAUGUAGAAAAUUCUUCGAGUGAAGCCAACUCACUUGAAACCAUAUUAUGUGAGGCAAUCAAAUUGGAAUACCAAACCUUCUCUCCAGUCAACCACAGUAAUUCCAAAGAAUUGAAUGAUGCUGAAAGAGCAAAAUUGAAUGAACUGAUUGUAGCUAAUAAAGUUUUGUCAGCACCUUUCGAUGAAGACAUAGAGAAUAGCCUUCUUGGACAACUAAGGGAUCCUCAUGGUAAACUAGAAGCCGACCCUGCUCUCUUGGAUGUAAUAAAUUUGACUGCUAUUGCAGUGAGGAGACUUAUAAGAAUGGUUAAAAAAAUUAAUGCCUUCAAAAGCAUGUGCCAGGAAGAUCAAGUUUGUCUCUUGAAAGGUGGAGCAAUAGAAAUAAUGAUCUUACGAAGUGCUAUGAAUUAUGAUUCGAAAAACAAAUCAUGGCAGAUACCUAAAAAACAACAAAGCAUCAACUUAAAUGUAGAAAUUCUGAAACAAGCCAAAAAUAAUGCCUAUGCAGAACAUGAAAAAUUCAUCAAAACUUUUGAUCCAAGGUGGAGAUCAGAUGAAAAUAUCAUUUUAAUAAUGUGUGCUAUAGCUUUGUUCACCCCAGACAGGCCUAGGGUGGUGCAUCAAGAGGUGAUAAAAUUGGAACAAAAUUCCUACUAUUAUCUUUUGAGAAGAUACUUAGAAUGCACCUAUCCAGGCUGUGAAGCUAAGUCAACAUUCCUCAAACUCAUGCAGAAAAUAUCGAAAUUGCACCUUCUCAAUGAAGAAUUGAUUAAUAUAUAUCUAGAUGUAAAUCCAUCUCAAGUAGAACCGUUACUCAUCGAAUUAUUUGACUUGAAACCUUGAUUAUAUAAGUACAAAUUACUCCACAAAAAAUGGCUGUUUAUAGAAGAAUAUUUCUUCAAAAGGCACUUGUGCAAUAUUUAUAGAAAGGUCCUGUCAUUUAGUCUUUUGAUUGUUGAAUAUAAUUAAAUAUUUUAAUUUAAUGUUAGUGAAGCAACUAUGUAUUACAAAUGAAUUGAAAAGCUAAUUUGGCAAUAUUAUGUUAUUGUUUUGUAUAAAUUUAUUCUUUCUAAUUAUGUGUAGCCAAUGUAUCCAGCAAAGAGGUAUUUCUGAAUCAAAAAAUCGAUUCUGAAUGAAAAAAAAUGUUCCAAGGAGCAACUGCAAUAUUAUUUCCGUCCUGUGACUCCCGUUUCAUAUAAAUCUACGGUAUUUUAUUGUGUAGUACAUAAUUGUUUCAUAUUGAAUUCAGGAAAUAAUUUUAUUUCAAGUUAUUGAUGAUUACGCACUAUAUGUAUCAGAUCAAAUGUAAUAAAUAAAUUUAUAUUUGUU